CCGUAGAAGUGGACCGUGCGCCAUGUUAAGUAGAAACAAAAGGAAAAAUUCGCAGCUUCCUAGUUCAGCACGGGAGUGACUGGAAAUAUUAAUAAUAAAAACCACCAAACCAACCAACCAUGAACGGGGUGUUUGAGGGGGUCUAAUUAUUUGCGCGUCGGGAAUAUAUAUCAUGCCGUUUCCUGCAGCAAAUCAACUACAGGCAUCCCAGCAUCAGCCAAAGCACUAUGGGAUCACAUCCCCAAUCAGCCUGGCCCUACCCAAGGAGGCUGACCGGGUGCUGACGCAGAAGCUGUGCGAGGCGCUGAAGCCGUAUGGCGUGUUUGAGGAGGAGCUCGAGCUGCAGCGCAGGAUUUUGGUUUUAGGGAAAUUAAACUCACUGGUCAAAGAAUGGAUUAGAGAAAUAAGUGAAAAGAAGAAUCUGCCAGCCUCCUUAGUUGAAAGCGUUGGUGGGAAGAUAUUUACAUUUGGUUCUUACAGGUUAGGAGUUCAUACAAAAGGCGCUGAUAUCGAUGCCCUCUGUGCUGCCCCGCGUCAUGUGGAACGCUCCGAUUUCUUCACCUCAUUUUACGAGAAGCUGAAAGAUCAAGAAGAAGUUAAGGAUCUGAGGGCUGUGGAAGAAGCAUUUGUUCCAGUAAUAAAGUUAUCGUUCGAUGGCAUUGAGAUUGAUAUACUGUUCGCCCGCUUAGCACUGCAGACUAUCCCGGAAUCCCUGGAUCUCAGAGAUGAUGGCUUGCUCAAGAAUCUGGACAUCCGUUGUAUUCGAAGUCUUAAUGGCUGCAGGGUGACUGAUGAAAUCCUUCACCUGGUGCCCAGCAUUGAGAACUUCAGACUCACCCUCAGAGCUAUCAAGUUGUGGGCAAAGCGUCACAACAUCUACUCCAACAUUUUGGGCUUCCUGGGAGGGGUUUCCUGGGCUAUGCUGGUUGCCCGAACCUGCCAGCUGUAUCCCAACGCCGUAGCAUCCACCCUGGUGCACAAGUUCUUUUUGGUCUUCUCCAAAUGGGAGUGGCCCAAUCCAGUCCUCCUGAAGCAGCCUGAGGACUGCAAUCUAAAUCUCCAAGUCUGGGAUCCUAGAGUGACCCCCAGUGACCGAUACCAUCUCAUGCCUAUCAUCACCCCAGCCUACCCUCAGCAGAACUCCACCUAUAACGUGUCUGUGUCCACCCGCACUGUCAUGAUGGACGAGUUUAAACAGGGUCUUGCCAUCACAGAAGAAAUCAUGCUGAAUAAAGCAGACUGGUCCAAACUAUUUGAAGCACCAAACUUCUUUCAGAAAUACAAGCAUUAUAUUGUGUUGCUAGCAAGCGCACCGACCGAGAAACCACACUUGGAGUGGGUCGGCUUGGUUGAAUCGAAAAUCCGAAUUCUCGUUGGAAACCUGGAGAAGAAUGAAUUCAUCACGCUGGCACAUGUGAAUCCGCAGUCUUUUCCAGGUCCCAAGGACAGUGAAAAAGAGGAAUUCAGCACAAUGUGGGUGAUUGGCAUUGUCUUCAAAAAGAUGGAGGGGUCUGAGAAUCUCAAUGUGGACCUGACGUACGACAUCCAGUCCUUCACAGACACUGUCUACAGGCAAGCCAUCAGCAGCAAGAUGUUUGAGUCGGACAUGAAGAUCACGGCGAUGCACGUCAAGCGGAAACAGCUGCACCAGCUUCUGCCAAACUUCGUUGUUCCUAAACGGCGUAAGCACUCCAGUGAUGGGGUACGUCUAGUGACAGACAGCAGCCUGGACCUAUCCCUGGAUGGUGACAGCAGCAUGUCUGUACCAUCACCCACGGCCGCCCCCAAAACUUGCUCUCUCAUCCCUGCAUCCAGCCCACCCAGGCACAGUCCUCCAGCUCCCCCGAGUGGCCCCUCGGACGCCCAGGCCACUGCAGACGGCCCUGGAGGAACCCUGGAGGGCACCAAGCCCCCCAUGCCCAGACCCACCCUCAGUCGGCCCUCAUUCUCCGGCCGGGCUGUCAGCUGCUCCCCUCCCUCCAAUGGAAGCCACCCCAAGAAAAGGCCCAUGUCUCCCCAGCCCGAAGAGAGCGACAAGAGGCCCCAUUUGGAUGAGGAUGGGAGGCUGGACGCAGCCACGUCUGGAGAUGUCAUGGCUGUGGGUAGCACCGGGAGCGCGCCAUUGGCAGACCCGAGCAGCGAUGAGGAAAUGAGGGAUUCUCAAGGUGAAGCCAAGGUGGAGACUGAAAGCAAGGAGCCCAAUGAAGACGAGCAAGCGGUGACCCAGGUGCCCAUUUCACAGAGAAUCUCCAGCACUGACCUCUCAGAUGGCCCCCCCCUCCCAGCCAAUCCCAUUCCAGUUGUGAAGAACUCCAUUAAGCUCCGGCUCAGCAGGUAGAAAUGGAGCGUCGCUGACGAUGGGCCUCCGGAUCGCUGGCUAGCAGGACUGGGGCUGCAUCAGUGCAAGGAGCUCUUGGCUCAGAUUCCACACUUGUCCACAAGGGGGCAGUCCGUGCUGUGCACACUUCAAAGGCAUUAUCCUCCAGAACAGUAAUUUUAUACAAUAGUAAUAAUGCACAACUACAAUGUCACACCUUCACAGUGGUGCGUGUGCGUGAGAGCGAGGGCAAUGGGUCCUUAAUUGUUUACUCUUCCAGAUUAGAUGCUUACUGUGAUAGGUGUACAACUGUUGUAUGACUGUGUACUUUAUUUCAAAAUGAAUGACCGCUUUUCUUUUCUCUUCAAAUUAAGAACAAAAUAAUAAAAAUGGAAAAAAAAAGUCCUCUUGCCCUCAUAGCUUUUAAAGACGCAAGACAAACCACGGCAAACAUUAAACUGUGUCGCCAUUUGUUUUUCUUUUGAUAAAAAUUACAGUUGCUUCUACAAUUAAUUGGGGGAGUGCUGGUCUGAUUAAGUCACCUGGCUAAAGAGAAAAAUGGAGGCGAACAGGAUUUAUAGUCAGGCUUAAAGCAAUUGGUCCAUUGCCUUCUUGUGGGCUGGGGAUUUUAUCCAAUGAUUAAAAGGGGAGUUCACCCUUAACUGGCAACCUUCACACAUGUACUCUGAUUAUUCCAUACAAUCAGACUUGCAUAGAACAGUGGUUGAAUAUAGUGACCUAUUUUGCUUUUAGAUUCAAUCGCAGUAUACCUCAGAUCUUGUUUCCGAAGAAAGUCAAAUCAUUUAUUUGCGUGUAUUCAUUUAGUUUUUGCCUGGGUUUUUGAAUGUGCUCAAAUAAAUACGUUGUUAAUAAAGCUGAUUUAACAUUGCA
Messenger RNA from Brienomyrus brachyistius, 3208 nucleotides. RefSeq names its product poly(A) polymerase alpha (gene papola). The transcript is spliced from 23 exons. The record is from RefSeq and is a predicted model, not a curated record. Gene Ontology annotation, cellular component: nucleus. Lineage: Eukaryota; Metazoa; Chordata; Actinopteri; Osteoglossiformes; Mormyridae. Gene Ontology annotation, molecular function: RNA binding; poly(A) RNA polymerase activity. The coding region runs from base 173 to 2338 and encodes 721 amino acids.